Molecule: messenger RNA, 2105 nt
Organism: Gadus macrocephalus (Pacific cod)
Lineage: Eukaryota; Metazoa; Chordata; Actinopteri; Gadiformes; Gadidae
Product: chromodomain-helicase-DNA-binding protein 3-like
Exons: 14
Coding region: 171-2090 (639 amino acids)
Biological process (GO): chromatin remodeling
Molecular function (GO): DNA binding
Source: RefSeq, a predicted model, not a curated record
AGGAAGAGGACGAAGACUUCGACGAGAGACCCGAAGGCCGCAGGAGGUCCGGCCGGCAGCUCAGGAACGACAAGGACAAGCCCCUCCCACCCCUCCUGGCCAGAGUAGGAGGGAACCUGGAGGUCCUGGGCUUCAACACGCGGCAGAGGAAGGCCUUCCUGAACGCGGUGAUGCGCUGGGGCAAUGCCGGCCCAGGACGCCUCUCCUGCCAGUGGCUCGUCAGAGACCUCCGCGGGAAGAGCGAGAAGGAGUUCAGGGCGUAUGUCUCCCUCUUCAUGCGUCACCUCUGUGAGCCGGUGGCCGACGGCUCGGAGACGUUCGCCGACGGCGUGCCAAGGGAGGGGCUCUGCAGGCAGCCUGUCCUGACCCGCAUCGGGGUCAUGUCCCUGGUCAAGAAGAAGAUCCAGGAGUUUGAGCACAUCAACGGGAGGUGGAGCCUCCCUGAGCUCCGGCCGGAGGUGGAGAAGGUGGACAAGCUGCUGUCCAGUGGCUCCUCCCCCAAUGCCAAGACGGCCACGCCCACCCCCGACGCAAGCUUCAGCAACACGCCCUGUACCUCCGAACCAGCCACACCUGCGCCCGCUGAGAAGACGGAGAAGAUGAAAGACGGGGAGAAGGAGGAGGAGAAGGAGGAGGGAGUCGGACCCCCGACGGAGCGGGAGAGGGAGGGGGAGCAGGAGAGGGAGGGGGGGAGGGAGACGGACGCCAAGCAGAGAGCAGGAGGAGAGGACGAUAAGGAGCCCUCCAGCGCCUCCCAGGACGACAAGACCCCGGAACCCUCUCCCUCCUCCAGGGGCGAGGGCGAGACGAAGGAGCCGAAGGAGGAGGAGGAGGAGAAGGAGGAGCGGGGGCAGGAGGCCGCAGAGGCCAAGGAGGUGGAGGCCGUGCAGGAGAAGGAGGAGGAGACGCAGGAGGAGAGCAAGGAGGAGACAAAGCCAACGUCCCCCGCGCUCAAAGAUGAGAGGCCAGAUGGGGACCAAGUGGCCGAGGAGAGCGAGAGGAAAGAGGAGGCCCCCAGUCCCACCGAAGAACAGGGGCCCAGGGAGAAGAGUGAGGAGCCGGAUAUGAAGAGAGAUGAGGUCAAAGGUGAACGGGAUGUGGGGAAGGAGCUCAAGGAGAGAGCCAGGGAAGAGGUUGCCCGGGGCAACGGGAAGCUGUACACAGAGCGACCUCGCUUCAUGUUCAACAUCGCCGACGGCGGCUUCACCGAGCUGCACACGCUGUGGCAGAACGAGGAGCGGGCCGCGCUCUCCUCGGGGAAGAUGAACGAGAUCUGGCACCGCCGCCACGACUUCUGGCUGCUGGCGGGGAUCGUACUCCACGGCUACGCUCGGUGGCAGGACAUCCAGAACGACCCGCAGUUCGCCAUCGUCAACGAGCCCUUCAAGUCCCAGGCCAACAAGGGCAACUUCCUGGAGAUGAAGAACAAGUUCCUGGCCCGGCGCUUCAAGCUGCUGGAGCAGGCCCUGGUGAUCGAGGAGCAGCUGCGGCGGGCGGCCUACCUCAACAUGAGCCAGGACCCGUCCCACCCGGCCAUGGCGCUGAACGCCCGCUUCACCGAGGUGGAGUGUCUGGCCGAGGCCCACCAGCACCUCAGCAAGGAGUCGCUGGCCGGCAACAAGCCCGCCAACGCAGUGCUGCACAAAGUGCUGAACCAGCUGGAGGAGCUGCUGAGCGACAUGAAGGCGGACGUCACGCGGCUGCCUGCCACGCUGUCCCGGGUCCCGCCCAUCGCCGCCCGCCUCCAGAUGUCCGAGAGGAGCAUCCUCAGCCGGCUGGCCAGCAAGGGCCACGAGACGCACGGCCCGCCGCCCACGGCCCCUGGACCCUACGGCACACCUCACAACUACGGGGGGGCCUUCGGCCCCGGGCCCCCCAGCUCCCUGCACCUGGUGGGGGCCAACUACAGCCAGAUGCCCCCUGGGUCCUUCAUAUCAGGUGAGUCCCCCCCCCCCCGACUCUGCUGCUGCGCGUGUGUUACGGUUUAUCUUUGUGUGUGUGUGUGUGUGUGUGUGUGUGUGUGUGUGUGUGUGUGUGUGUGUGUGUGUGUGUGUGUGUGUGUGUGUGUGUGUGUGUGUGUGUGUGCAUAGGAAUUAAAGACAGUG